UAUCAACAGCUUCAAGAUCUCAACCGCGGUCUUGCAAAACUACAAACACUUCACAUUCGAGGACGUAUAUCUGUUUACCUUCAACAAAGUUUCCAGACUCCCAUCAUGUCUACCGAUAACCCUUUGACCGAAUCCUCAAUGACCAUUCCUUCCGACUCCGAGAGGUAUUCCAGCAACGAUAAUGACGAUCUUUCUCCUUCUCCGCCAUCUUCCUCCAGCUCCCCACCAAUGAUAUUGUAUACACCGCCUACAAUCUGGGGGCUUCUACGAGGUGCAGCGAUCAAUCUAUUUCUGCCAUUCGUCAAUGGGCUCAUGUUGGGAUUCGGGGAGCUCUUUGCACACGAGGCAGCAUUUAGGUUAGGAUGGGGAGGCACAAAGGUUUUCCCUAAUGGACGGACAUCACAUUCAGUUGGACCAGGUAUCGAGAUUCGAGAUGAUCCUUUUGAGCGGAGGAAAAGAGAUGGGCAGUUGGAUGACUUGACAAGCAUGGAAUGA
Lachnellula hyalina is the source of this 495-nucleotide messenger RNA. RefSeq names its product Mitochondrial import protein (gene B13O8.080). The annotation marks the transcript as partial. Lineage: Eukaryota; Fungi; Ascomycota; Leotiomycetes; Helotiales; Lachnaceae. Gene Ontology annotation, cellular component: mitochondrial outer membrane. The transcript is spliced from 2 exons. The record is from RefSeq and is a predicted model, not a curated record. Gene Ontology annotation, biological process: mitochondrial outer membrane translocase complex assembly; protein insertion into mitochondrial outer membrane.